CCGGUUCUCGGCUGCACUUUCCUCACGCUGUCAGAUCUGCCCUGAUGAUCAGUGCCCAGCAGUGCCACCCGCAAGUUCCGCCCAGCAGUGCGCCCACUAGCUCCGCCCACCUGUGCCCAGCAGAUCACCCACCUGUGCCCAGCAGUGCACCCACCUGUGCCCAGCAGUGCACCCACCUGUGCCACUCUGCAGUGUCACACACCUGUGCCCAGAAGUGCCACCUACCUGUGCCCAGCAGUGCCACCCACCUGUGCCCACCCACCUGUGCCCACCAGUGCCACCCACCUGUGCCCACCCACUAGUGCCGUCCACCAGUGCCACCCACCAAUGCAGCCCAGCAGUGCU
Staurois parvus is the source of this 345-nucleotide messenger RNA. Lineage: Eukaryota; Metazoa; Chordata; Amphibia; Anura; Ranidae. The record is from the annotation of a GenBank genome assembly.